GUUUUGAUAACGGCUGCGGAAAUAGCUGUCAUUUGCCCUCGUCUCGCCGAUUUCUCGUCCAAGCAAUAGUUCUCUCGUCAAAACCGAUAGGAAUUAAACGACUAAUGUAACCGUUUCACAGAAAGCCACAAUGGGAUUUACAAUGAGACGCUUUCUUGGUGUUAAACCGUCGAAAGCGCUCCUGUUGUUGCCUUUUCUGUUGACUUUAUUGCUCGUCGGGAGCCAAGGCGAGAGCAAUGCGAUGGACAAUGUCGCAACUGAGAGGAUGGCUGAGGAAAGCCACCGUCAGGACAGUGCCAAUCUACUGAUAUUCAUAAUGCUCCUAACACUCACAAUUUUAACCAUAUGGCUGUUCAAACACCGGCGAUUUAGGUUCCUGCACGAAACAGGACUUGCCAUGAUUUAUGGCCUGCUGGUGGGUGUGAUCCUGCGGUUUGGCGUCCAUGUGCCUCAGAGCAUGAGUGACGUGAUCCUCAGCUGCGCUGUCAACGCCAGUCCUGCUACUCUGCUGGUCAACGUCAGUGGGCGAUUCUACGAGUACACUCUGAAGGGGGAAGUCAGCCGGGGCAAAGGGCACCAAGUGCAGGACGAUGAGAUGCUGAGAAAGGUGACCUUUGACCCAGAAGUGUUUUUCAACAUUCUGCUGCCUCCCAUCAUCUUCCACGCAGGUUACAGUCUGAAAAGGAGACAUUUCUUCAGAAACAUCGGCUCCAUCCUGGCCUAUGCUUUCAUGGGAACAGUUAUAUCCUGCUUUGUCAUUGGGCUGAUCAUGUAUGGCGUUGUGUCCUUCAUGAAAGUUGUGGGCCAGCUUGGGGGAGAUUUUUUCUUUACUGACUGUCUUUUCUUCGGGGCCAUCGUUUCGGCAACAGAUCCAGUGACAGUGCUGGCUAUCUUCAAUGAGCUAAAGGUAGAUGUGGACUUAUAUGCUUUACUCUUUGGGGAGAGUGUCCUCAAUGAUGCUGUGGCCAUCGUCCUCUCUUCCUCCAUUGUGGCGUACCAGCCUGCGGGAGACAACAGCCACAGCUUUGAGGCCAUGGCCUUGUUGAAUUCCUUCGGCAUCUUCCUGGGCGUCUUCAGUGGAUCUUUUGCUCUUGGGGUGGCCACUGGCGUCAUGACCGCUCUCGUGACCAAGUUCACUAAGCUGAGGGACUUCCCAUUGCUGGAGACAGCUCUCUUUUUCCUCAUGUCAUGGAGCACCUUUCUAUUGGCUGAGGCCUGCGGGUUCACAGGCGUUGUGGCUGUGCUGUUCUGUGGGAUCACUCAGGCUCACUACACUUUCAACAAUCUCUCCCCUGACUCUCAGGACAGGACCAAACAGCUGUUUGAGCUGCUGAAUUUCCUGGCAGAGAACUUCAUCUUCUCCUACAUGGGGCUGACUCUCUUCUCCUUCCAGUCACAUGUCUUCAACCCUUUGUUCAUCAUUGGAGCCUUUGUGGCUGUGUUUCUGGGGAGGGCAGCGAACAUCUACCCUUUGUCCUUUCUGCUCAACCUGGGCCGCAAGAACAAGAUCGGAUUUAACUGUCAGCAUGUCAUGAUGUUUGCAGGUCUGCGUGGGGCGAUGACCUUUGCUCUUUCUAUCCGAGACACAGCGACAUACGCGCGCCAGAUGAUGUUUUCCACCACCCUCCUAAUUGUCUUCUUCACUGUGUGGAUCUGUGGAGGGGGCACCACACCCAUGCUGUCCUUCAUGAGCAUACCGGUGGGUGUGGACUCUGAUCAAGACAACUCUAGUUCAGCAGUGUUGGACGGGUCACAGCGGAGGAACACCAAACAUGAGAGCGCCUGGCCCUUCAGGAUCUGGUAUAACUUUGACCACAACUACCUGAAGCCCCUCUUGACCCACAGCGGCCCUCCCCUCACUGCUACUCUGCCUGCUUGUUGUGGGCCGCUGGCACGAUGCCUCACCAGCCCACAGGCCUAUGAGAACGAAGGUCAGCUCCGCGACGACGACUCUGACUUCAUCCUGAACGAUGCCAGCGUGAGCUCCAUGUAUGCCGACGUCACCGUCAGCACGGACGCCUCCGGAUCCCACACCAUCAACCACAAGCGUGCGUCCAGCACCGGGGGCGGCCCACCUGAUGAAGGUAUGGAUCACGAACUCGCAUUGGCAGAACACGAAGUAGCGAUCAGGGGCACCCGCCUGGUCCUGCCCAUGGAUGACCCAGUCGAGCCCCCAAUCACAGUCACCCUGCCCCCGCCUCCUUCCCCACCACGCUCCGACCCUCGCAGGCACAGACUGUGAGAAGGCUUGCACUGUCAGGAUACCGUUUGUAGUUUUCAACACAAAUCAUCUAACUUGAUUUCACAAGAAAAUAGCAUCUGUUAGUUGAUUUGUUUGGAUUUGUGACAAACGGCCUUAACAGUGUGAGUCCUAUAAAAGCACCACCUCGCUAAUGGUUUUAAAAUAGUCUCAUCUUUGUGACUUGAGGUGUGCAUUGAUUUAACUACCCAUUAAGAUGGAUUACUAUAAUGUUGAAUAUGAUUGCACUACAUGUAAGCCACCAUUCCAGGAAGCUUAACAAUGAGGCUAUGGUAUUAGUGAGUUUGUUCUACUGUGGUGAUAUGCCAGUGCUGCUCUCUAAAAGUGAAACUCCCUCCAGCUAUGGGGCGAUCCCUCAGCGUUAAAUAUGCAGUUCAUUUUUUUCUCUGUUGUGAAGUUGCUCCUGACAACAGGACUUGUAUUUGUCUACUAUUAAGGUAAGAUGACCUACAAUAACUAACAUUUAGGGUGGCAUGUUUUGCUCUGGUACCACUUAGUAAGUGGUGUUAAAGACCCCUUACGCUACAGUUACAUUACUAAUUUUACUCCACAGACUUGUAAGUGUGCGGUUUGUUUGCCUCCCUCUCAAACUGCUUCCACAACAGAGUCAAGCCGCUUCUCCACUAUCUUAAAUUUUAGCACUGCCUGCCUCUUUCUCUUCUUGAUCAGACUUUUUCAUUUAUUUAUUUAAAAAAAAAAAAGAUCAAAAAUACUUUAUUUAUAAAAUGAUUUAUUUUGUUUAUUUAUUAUUUAUUUAUUGUUUUGUAGUGGGACAUAAGUGAUUUAUCUUUAAAAAUGGGACUGCUUGGUGGUGAAAGGCUGUUAUGCACCUUUUCCUAAAAAAAAACAACAAAAAAAACACUACGACUCAUUCCACACAAGGUACAUUGAACAGUAGGGAAGGGAGGUGGAUAUUCAUUAAUGUGUGCAUAUUAAAAUAUCUCCUUCCUGUUCUGUAGCAGAUCCUUCUACUUUAUACUUGGAAACUAGAGCUUCCAUUUGUGUGUAUUUUACAAUUGUGUGUGUGAUUGUGUGUAGCUGAUGUCAGAAUGAAACUGUCCAAAUCUACUGACGUGGUUAUUAGGGCUACUGUCUGUUUCUGGGUUUUCUGUCAUCAUCUGGUUUAAUUUUCUGUCUAAAAAACCCCAAAACACAACAACAAAAAAAACAAGUAACUGCCGUGUCUUUGUGAUGUUGUAUCAAAGAUGACUCUGAGGGCUGGCUGAACUGUUUUGAAUUAAAGUGCCUAUUCAGAAAUUCAAUUACUUAAUGUAGAUUUGUACAUAUUUUGAUUUGCUGAUGUGCAGUAAGAUGAUUCUUGGUUUUUAUAUGACACUAAACCUUUUGAUGCUGUUGAAUACUCUUUUGCCAGCUUAUGUAGGCCAUUAGGUGAUAAUCUGUAAUGUAUUUGUAUUUGAUGUAUUCAAAAGGUGGAGAGCCUAAAAGAGCGCAAAUAAAAACACAGUCCUUUCAUUAAGGGGAAAUAACAAGUAUCAUAUAUAUUUUAUCAGAUAUAAUCUUUUUCUGAACAGUGUACCUAUGGAAAAUGUAUACAUGAACAAAAACAACAAAAAAACCUGGCAACAUGUUUUUGGCUUUUUAUUUGCCAGUUAGGUCAAGAGAAAGACACUGUUACAGUAGGAUACCACUGACUUUUUUUCUCCUUGUUGGGGAAACCAGCUUGUUGGUUCUGUUCCUACCUCAGUGAGAGAUAUUUUGCACUAAGGCAUCUCCUUAGUUAACUGAGACCCGUGUCUGUCCUGUUUUCUGCGGAUCAGGUCGGAUAUUUAUGACUGUGUAGAAAUAAAUUCCCAUGCAUUUCUUUUUCUUUUUACCUUCAAGCAGAAUUCUUUGAGUUUCUACAUAAUCAUCUGGAGAUGUGGGAAUGAGUGAAGUAGCAUUUUGUUCUUUCAGUAACGUACCCUUUGGUUUUCAUUUAUUGUUUAAAUGUAAUUGUAAACCAUUAUAAACACACUUUGUUGUACAAUUACAACAGAUGUAACCACACUUAAAACUACAAAUCAGAACAUGUUUGAUUUAGUUUUUUACUGUUUGUAGAAACAGUUUAAUGACAGUUGUAUUUGUGAAAGGUACACUUGCAAUAGGUCUAUAUAGGUGAAUGUUUUUAAAAUGUGAUUUUUUGUUGAUUGGGAAAUAAUCUCAGAUUGAAAAAAAAAUUCUCUGUGUAUUCCUGAAGUUAUUAACAGUGUCUCUUCAGUCAGACAUCUUGCAAAUGUACUAGAAGAAAAUAAAAAACAAUUCUUGAAAUGGA
This is a messenger RNA of Micropterus dolomieu (smallmouth bass), 4532 nucleotides long. RefSeq names its product sodium/hydrogen exchanger 6-like. Gene Ontology annotation, biological process: proton transmembrane transport; sodium ion transport; regulation of pH. Bases 131 to 2242 code for a protein of 703 amino acids. The record is from RefSeq and is a predicted model, not a curated record. Gene Ontology annotation, molecular function: sodium:proton antiporter activity. Gene Ontology annotation, cellular component: membrane; recycling endosome. Lineage: Eukaryota; Metazoa; Chordata; Actinopteri; Centrarchiformes; Centrarchidae. The transcript is spliced from 16 exons.